UUCUGCAGUUGAUCACAUACUGCUGGCGGGGAAUGUCUUUGGUCUGGAUCAUUCUGCUCGGUCUCCUGAUCUGCGAGAGAAGCACCUUCGGAGCCCUGCCCUCCGCCGAAUCCACACACUAUCGUCUACGUAGCACCAACCUUCCGGAGCUUAAAGCAACGCCCGUUGCGCGUCAGACAUCACGACGGAUUGUGUCCAUUCCCACUUCACAUAAGAUUGCCCUCAGAACGGGAAAGAAUCGGCGUGGUGAAGCAUUUAACAACUCUAUUUCCACUUCUGAUACGGCAGACUACAACAUAUGGCACGCACUGAAAGCCGAUGGAAAGGCCAACUUCUAUAUACUCUUUUUCACCAUAUAUAUUAGCUACCUAGUGUAUGUGCUGUUCUAAGUCGGGGCUUUAUCCAAUAAAUGUCAUCGUCAUAGGA
This is a messenger RNA of Drosophila sechellia, 426 nucleotides long. RefSeq lists its product as uncharacterized. The coding region runs from base 33 to 389 and encodes 118 amino acids. The record is from RefSeq and is a predicted model, not a curated record. The transcript has a single exon. NCBI's taxonomy places the organism in Eukaryota, Metazoa, Arthropoda, Insecta, Diptera, Drosophilidae.